Messenger RNA from Arachis stenosperma, 1345 nucleotides. RefSeq lists its product as uncharacterized. The transcript has a single exon. Bases 187 to 1077 code for a protein of 296 amino acids. NCBI's taxonomy places the organism in Eukaryota, Viridiplantae, Streptophyta, Magnoliopsida, Fabales, Fabaceae. The record is from RefSeq and is a predicted model, not a curated record.
ACCAAGAAACAUUCGGUAAAAAGAAGCGAGUUAAGAAAACAUGUCUGUCUUUGGCACCUAGACUUUUCAACGAAUAAAUUAAUUUCGAAAAACGCAGCUCCAAAUCCCAUCUAUGGCGCAUUAAAAUAGUAGAAAGAGAGAAAAGGAAAGGAAUCUAAUCUUGGGCGAUCUAAGUGAGUGAGAGGCAUGGGAGCGGAGUGGGUGUUGUGUCCAUUGAAGAUGGUGUGGGAAUCAAUAAAGACAAUAGGGUGCAACAAAUUGGUGUUCGCAACCAUAAUGGCAGCGACCAGCGUCCCUCUGUCGGCGCUGACGCUGUACGAAGCAAGGACAACACACGACCUCGCCGCCCACAUCCACCGCCUGGAGUCACUGGGGCGCCACGUGCCCACCCGCUUCGAGGCACGCCACGUCUUCGAGGAGUCCCGCCAAAACGCUCUCUCUCUCCUCCGCCUCAAGCUCCUCUUCUCCUUCCCCUCCUACCUCCUCUCCCUCUUCGCCUCCCUCUUCGCCGUCCACUCCUCCCUCCUCCCCUCCCCCACCCUCCGCUCCGCCGCCAUCGCCUCCUUCCACUCCUUCCACCGGCCCCUCCUCACCUCCAUCGUCGUCUACGCCCUCCUCUUCCUCUUCUCCCCCUUCCCUCACUUUCUCGCCGCCCUCGCCGCCCCCUCCACUGCCCUAUCGUUCCUCGUGCCGGCCAUGGCCUCGUUCCUGCAGAUUUACCUGAUGGCGGUGCUGAGCCUGGGGUUGGUGGUGUCCGUGGCGGAGGAGAGAUUUGGAUGGGACGCGAUUCGGAUUGGGCACGGCAUCAUGGCGGGGAGGAGGGUGUGUGCGUGGUUGCUGUCGGGGAUGUUCGUGGCGGUUUCGGGGCUGAUCCGGUGGAAGGUGGACGCGGUGGCGGCGGAGGGUGAAACGGGAAUUAAGGAAAAAGCGAUAGUGAUAGUUUCGUACGCAUUUGUGGUGAUUUGGAGUUAUGCGAUCAUGACGGCGUUUUACUCUCACUGUAGAAAACGCCACCCAAUUAAGGAACCCUUACCUGAUCAUAAUCCUGAUCAACAUCUCCAACUUGUUACCCUUUGAUUCUCUUCAUCUCAUGUAAUUUUGGUUCUUAUUAUUUGUAUAUCUAAGCAUAUGUAUUAAGGCCAAGUCUCUCGUGGUCAAGAUAUUGAUGCCUAAGAAUGGCUAUCUUUUGACUAGCCAAUAUAAUGUUGACAUUUGGAAUGAUAGUUUGAAAUAGUUAGUGUUAUGUUUAAGAGAAGAAAGUCUCUUAACAUGUAAAGUAUAAUAAAAAAAUUUUUUAACUGUAUGUUUAUUUAUGAAUAUUGAUAAUAUAAAAAGAAUGUGAGUG